AUGAUGGAAUCAACGCGUCUCGCAACUCGGGAGAACACUGCUCCGAGUGAACUACGUGUCGCAGGAAUAUGGCGUCAAAAAUCGACGCGAUUUCUAGCUCCAAAGAACAUCCCGUACGGCAACGACACACCACAAGCGACCGUCGGCAAUCAUUUUGUUAAGGCUCCGCAGUCGCAUGGUUGA
This is a messenger RNA of Plasmopara halstedii, 183 nucleotides long. RefSeq lists its product as uncharacterized. The record is from RefSeq and is a predicted model, not a curated record. The transcript is spliced from 2 exons. The coding region runs from base 1 to 183 and encodes 60 amino acids. Lineage: Eukaryota; Oomycota; Peronosporomycetes; Peronosporales; Peronosporaceae.